AAGUCGGCGGCUUCCCCAUGUGGCCAGAGUAGUUUGAAAGUCCGAACAUGGCAAGCUCCGAUGAAGAUGAAGAUUUGUUGAACAUGGAUGCCAAUAGCGUAGCCUUCUUCUGCAAUCGAGUAGCCUCAAAUGGAAUUCAUCCGACACCGUCCCAAAAAUUUCGCCAUAAAUUAUUCGGCUUAGGGCUUACUAUAUUUUCCUCAAGGUGCAGAUAUGGCUGCUUUCUCAAUUCUCGUGAAUCAAUGCAGCCAAUGAUAGCCCCUAGAGGAAGAGGAUGAUGAUAAUGGGAACAUCAGGGCAUUCCCUGUUUGGUUUCCUGCUCAGUUGCUUGGCAUUGGCUUUUCUACGUCUUGUUCGAGCUCAGGAUCAGUCAGGCUUCAUUAGUUUAGACUGUGGAUUACCAGAGGGUACAAAUUACACUGAAAAGACGACCAAAAUUAACUAUGUUUCUGAUGCAUCCUUCAUAAACACUGGGGUUGGUCGAAGUGUAGAUUCGGCAUAUGGAGAUUUAGAUAUCUAUGAAAUGCAAUUGAAGAAGCUGAGAAGCUUCCCUGAUGGAAUCAGAAACUGUUACAAUAUAAGCAUUAAAAGGGCCACCGAAUACUUGAUUCGAGCAAGUUUCUUGUAUGGCAAUUAUGAUGGUCUGGAUUCGCCACCGAUGUUUGAUAUCUACAUUGGGAAUAGCUUAUGGGAGACAUUAAACGUAACUGGAAAUGGCAUGGGUGUUUUCAUAGAACUUAUACAUGUAACCUCCUCAGAUGAAGUUCACAUCUGUCUGAUCAAUACUGGAAAUGGAGUACCAUUUAUUUCUGCAUUGGAAUUUAGACCUUCGCCCAAUAUCACUUAUUAUACACCAUCAGCAUCCUUAUCAGUUUUCGAUCGAUUGGACUUCGGUUCAACGGAUGGUCAAACUUACAGAUUCCCUUUGGAUGUUUAUGACCGCAUCUGGUCAACAUUUAACUCUAAGGAUUGGACACGAGUAAGCACCAAUAUUACUGUAGAUGUUAGUGGGGGCAAAGCUUUGCAUCUUCCAUCCAUUGUCAUGAAUACUGCCUCCACUGCAAAGGAUGCAAGCACGACUCUGGAGAUUUCGUGGGAUACAAUAGAUUCAUCUCGAUACUUUGUACUUAUGCACUUUGCUGAACUUGUGAUUCCUCAAGUCAAUCAAAGCAGGGAGUUUAAUGUCUGGCACAAUGCACACUUUUAUUCAGGAACUGUAAUUCCAAAAUAUUUGUCCUCGAUGACCCUUUUGUCUCGACAACCAUUGGAGGCAGCAAGUAGUCAUUUACUUUCUUUCAUUCCAACUGAGAAUUCGACGCUUCCUCCUCUCAUCAAUGCUUUUGAAUUAUAUGGGAUGAAAGAAAUAUCAGAGUUAGAAACAGAGCAAGGAGAUGUGGAUGCAAUUACCAAUAUUAGGUCAAAUUAUGGAAUAAAGAAGGAUUGGCAAGGAGAUCCAUGUGUCCCAAUGGAAUACGCUUGGAGUGGAUUAAAUUGUAGUAACAAAACUGCUCCAAGAAUCAUAUCCUUGGACCUAUCUGGAAGUGGACUGAUAGGUGAGAUAUCUUCUUACAUAUCAAAUCUAACCAUGUUGCAAAUUCUGGAUUUGUCCAAUAAUGGGUUGACUGGAGAGAUACCGGAAUUCUUAGUCAAUUUGCCUAACCUAAGAAUCCUUUCUUUAACCAGAAACAGCUUCACAGGCUUAAUUCCCAAGGCUCUCUUGCAAAGGGCUGAAGCUGGAUUGCUUACAUUAAGUGUGGGUGAAAAUCCAGAUCUUUGUACAUCACUUAAAUGUGAUAACAAGAAGAAGAAGAAGAGGAACAAGUACUUGGUUCCUGUAAUUCUCGCCAGCGUAAUAGCUGUGUUCCUACCUAUCCUUAUAAUUACUCUAGUAAUCUACAAAAGGAGAAGACAAAGAGAGAAUCUCAAAAGAUCAAUCCAAGAAAGGUUACUUAAGUCGAAGAACCAACAAGUUCAUUACUCUGAGAUAUUGGUUAUCACAGAUAACUUUAAGACAACUCUUGGGGAAGGAGGAUUUGGAAAAGUAUACUUGGGUGUACUGAGUGAUAAAACCCAAGUUGCUGUCAAGUUGCUGUCUUCAAUAUCACAGCAAGGCUACAAUGAAUUCAGAGCUGAGGCUCAAAUACUAACAGUUGUUCAUCAUAGAAAUCUGGUUUCUCUUGUUGGUUACUGUGAUGAAGCUGAGAAUAAGGCACUCAUUUAUGAAUUCAUGUGUAACGGAAAUUUAGGCAAUCAUCUAUCUGAUUCAAGCGCAAAGGUGUUGAGUUGGAUGGAAAGACUCCAAAUUGCAGUUGAUGCAGCACAAGGAUUAGAAUAUUUACACAAUGGUUGCGUGCCGCCCAUCAUUCACAGAGAUAUCAAGUCUUCUAAUAUCCUAUUGAAUGAAAAAAUGCAAGCUAAAAUAUCUGAUUUUGGACUGUCCAGAGUAUUUGCAAAUGAAAAUGAUACUCAUUUCUCCACAUGUCCUGCUGGCACCUUCGGUUACGUCGACCCUACGGUUCAUUUAUCCAGAAACUUCAUCAAGAAAAGUGACGUUUACAGCUUUGGAAUUAUAUUGCUUGAGCUGAUCACUGGACAUCCUGCCAUAAUCAAGAGCUCUGAAGUGAACACUCACAUAGUUGAUUGGGUUAAGCCUCUGAUUUCCGAAGGGAACAUCGAAAACAUUGUCGAUCCAAGGUUAGAAGGCUCUAUUGAAAGUUGUUCUGCAAGGAAAUUUGUGGAGCUUGCUCUAUCAUGCACAUUGCCAACUUCAGCUGGAAGGCCGGACAUGAGUGAUGUGGUGUUGCAACUCAUUGAGUGCUUGGAGAUUGUUCAAGACAGAGCACAAAUUCCACCUAACAAUGCUGAGAACUUCUCACACAAUUCAAUCGGCUCUGUUUCAAUUGUUGGUCCCAGGAUUCCCCAAGCACAUGCAGCAACAACGGAGAAGAAGAUGGGUGCGUUUAUGUGGUUUGUUUGUGCAAUAUUUUUAGCCUUGCCCAGCUCCGAAGCGGCUCAAGAACCCACCGCCGCCGCCACGAUAUUCCCGGCGAUACUGACUUUCGGCGACUCCGCCUUGGAUGUGGGUAACAACAACAACCGGUUCACCCUGUUCAAGGCCAACUACCAUCCUUAUGGUCGGGACUUCAUGAACCAUAAAGCCACCGGCAGGUUUUGUAAUGGAAAACUCGUUUCUGAUAUAACUGCCGAAAACCUCGGUUUUGAGAGCCACCCACCGGCGUAUCUCAGCCCAGAGGCUUCCGGCCGGAAUCUUCUAAUCGGAGCCUGCUUCGCCUCCGCCGCCGCCGGCUACGAUGAGCAAGCUUCAAUUUCCAAUCGUGCGAUUACUUUGGCUCAGCAGUUGUCUAAUUACAAAGAGUACCAAAGCAAGGUGGCUAUGGUGGCCGGCCGUGAGAAAGCGGCCGCCAUUGUUAAAGAUGGAUUGCACAUACUGAGCUGCGGUACCAGCGACUAUCUCCAGAAUUAUUACACAAAUCCGGCGGUUCGUAGACGGUUCACUCCCGAUCAGUACUCCUCCUUCCUUGUUGCUUCCUUCUCCAAAUUCAUCAAGGAUUUACAUGGGCUAGGAGCAAGGAAAAUUGGGGUCACCUCAAUGCCUCCAUUAGGUUGUUUUCCUGCUGUACUCACUCUGUUUGGUUACCAACAACAAAAGGGUUGUGUCAGAACAAUCAACAAUCAUGUCCUAGUUUUCAAUAGGAAGCUCAAUUCUACUGCUGCAACUCUUCGCAAGCAGCUUCCUGAUCUCAAACUCGUAGUCUUUGACGUUUUCAAUCCUUUGUACAAUGCUAUUAUGUCUCCGUCGAGCUAUGGAUUUGAUGAAGUGAGAAGAGGCUGCUGUGGCACUGGGGCGGUGGAGACGGCCUCGGUUUUGUGCAAUCCAAAAUCUCAUGUAACAUGUUCUAAUGCGACCAAAUAUAUGUUCUGGGACAGUGUUCAUCCAUCUCAGGCUGCCAACCAGAUACUUGCUGAUGCUAUGCUUGUCCAAGGCUAUGCUCUCAUCUGACCAUCACCGUAUGAACUGUUUUAGUUUCACUGUUUUUCCAAAUGUUUCUGGAUUAUCUCCAUUUGUACUAGUUAUUGUGUAGUAAUCAUGGGACAGCUGAUAAAGAUUUGAUUGUAUUCAGUACCAAAACAUUGGAUCAACUUGAUGCAAGAACAAGGGCUGAUAGAAUUAAGUAUUCCUUGAGAUUCAUUGAA
Cucurbita moschata (crookneck pumpkin) is the source of this 4215-nucleotide messenger RNA. Its product is annotated as putative leucine-rich repeat receptor-like protein kinase At2g19210. The record is from RefSeq and is a predicted model, not a curated record. The coding region runs from base 275 to 4021 and encodes 1248 amino acids. The transcript has 19 exons. NCBI's taxonomy places the organism in Eukaryota, Viridiplantae, Streptophyta, Magnoliopsida, Cucurbitales, Cucurbitaceae. Gene Ontology annotation, molecular function: hydrolase activity, acting on ester bonds; protein kinase activity; ATP binding. Gene Ontology annotation, biological process: protein phosphorylation.